Messenger RNA from Trematomus bernacchii (emerald rockcod), 3420 nucleotides. It is a transcript of the gene gmfb, whose product is annotated as glia maturation factor, beta. NCBI's taxonomy places the organism in Eukaryota, Metazoa, Chordata, Actinopteri, Perciformes, Nototheniidae. Gene Ontology annotation, biological process: negative regulation of Arp2/3 complex-mediated actin nucleation; actin filament debranching. Gene Ontology annotation, molecular function: Arp2/3 complex binding; actin binding. The record is from RefSeq and is a predicted model, not a curated record. The transcript has 7 exons. The coding region runs from base 92 to 520 and encodes 142 amino acids. Gene Ontology annotation, cellular component: actin cortical patch.
AGAUGAUGUGAAGUUAAAAAAAAAACAUUGAAAGCGUCUCUACCAUUCAGAGCAGCUGCAGAAUCAGGGAUUUCUCUUUAACGCUACAAUAAUGAGUGAAUCACUGGCGGUGUGUGAUGUGGACGAGGAUCUGGUGAAGAAGCUGAAGAAGUUUCGUUUCAGGAAGGAGACGAAUAACGCCGCCAUCGUUAUGAAGAUCGAUAAAGACAAGCAGCUGGUCAUUCUUGAAGAAGAGCAUGAGGACAUUUCUCCUGAUGAUCUGAGGGAGGAGGUUCCUGAGAGACAGCCGAGAUUUAUCCUCUACAGUUAUAAAUACGUACACGACGACGGACGCGUCUCCUAUCCUCUCUGCUUCAUCUUCUCCAGCCCAGCAGGUUGCAAACCAGAGCAGCAGAUGAUGUACGCGGGAAGCUUGAACAAACUGGUGCAGACUGUGGAGCUGACCAAGGUGUUUGAGAUCAGGAACACAGAGGACCUGACGGAGGAAUGGCUCAGAGAGAAACUCGGCUUCUUCGGCUAAACUCCUCUCACCGGUGUUCGUGGAUGGGAGGAUGACGCACAACCUCUGGAGGAGAAAACAGUUAAUGUCUCCUCCUCUGCACCAGACCUGAUUCAAAUACUGUUUCCAAAUACCUUCAGUUUUACAGUUUACGGCACACUACAAUUCAGUUUGAACUAAUCCUCUCAAACUGAAAACACUAUUUGACGCAGGUCUGCUUCGCUUUUCAUACAAUCUCUCCAUGUGCCAGUUAUGUGUCUGAAUUAAAUUAACACUCCAAUAGCUCCUAAAAGAUCUGAAAUUAAUCACUAUCAUCCGCCCUUAUUGGCAUGACAUUCAGGAGAAUGUAAAGGCAUUAUAACAACAGAUUUACUUUCUUCCAGUCGUUUAUUCACAGCGUUUCUCUAACUUACUUUUGGAUUCUUUUUCUUUUUCUGGUGUAUUUAGGGUUAUAUAAUGUAACCAACACACUUCCUGCGAGAAGAUAACAUAGAUAAUAGAGUUUUAAGUCGGUCUCCCCUUCAGUAUUAAUUUAAGGGCAUUUCAAUUGUAACUUAGUUAGUUAGUCGACUAAUAACCGAUUAUUCGUGGAGUAACAGGAAACCUCUCAAACAUGGAGAUUUGCUGCUUUUCUCAUUUUUAUAUAAUUAAAUUAAAAAACAAAACAUUUAAAGACAUCACCUCAGACUUUGAGAAACUGGGAUGGACAUUUUUCUGACAUUUUAUACACUCAACAUUAAUCGAUUAAUCUACAGGAUAAUCUGCAGGUUAAUUGAUUUUGAAAAUAAUUGUAAAUCCCCCCCCCCCCCUAAAACUGUCCCAUAACUCUAAGAGCAUUCCUAAAACGUGUGUGUUAUGUGUUGUACCUCCUUCUGUGUUAUCGCGUGGUGCUCAUCACACUGCAGAUCUUCUGUUUAGAGAGAAAACAUGAUGCAUUAUGGGUAAAGCUGUAAUCUGCCUUUGACCUGCAUAUUUCUCACUCCUAAAAAAACAACAUUUCUACUAAAGCAUUCCAGAUUGAACAAUGUAUACACACAACAAACCUCUGUCUAUGACACACACACACACACACACACAGAUUGUUAGCUAAUAUUGUGCAUCAUAGUUAUUGCCGUUAUUGCCGUUAUUAGUGUUUCUGAAUGUUGUUUCUCAUCCUGAUGUGAUUUUGAUCUCUUAGCACAGCGUUGACAAUGUGACUUUAUUGUAGGUAAAGGACGGCAUCGGGGAAAUUUACAUUUUCCAACAGGGUUCGACCAAUAAAGCUUUGUGACGGCUGAUAUUUCUGUUUCUGAAUGUACCCAGCAGCUCCUAUUCUGCGCCAAAAAAAUCUAAUAUUUACAGUCCUGUCUCUUAAGUAUUUUUACAGAAGCAGUAAAUUCGUAUUUAACGAUUUUGUUGACUAAUGGAUUAGUACAUUGAAUUACAAGAUUGCUUAAACUCCACAAAGACUCAUGCAAAAGCUCCUCUAGUGUUGAAGCAUUAAAGAACGAUAAAACAAUCUGUGAAAUGACACAGAAACCAAAAAAUUAGCUGAAUAAACAAAGACUGAAAUUACCUUUUAUUUUUUAUUUUCUAGCUUGAACACAUUUCAAAGCGAAUGCGCUGGAUAACAUAAAUCGUGUCACUUUCCAAACACUUAUGGACUCUAUAUUAUGGACUAUUGUAUGUCAGUUUUUCCUGUGAAGCAGCAUUUUAAACACACUUAAAUGCAUCUAUUAACAGCAGGAAGACUAAACCCAGAUAGUUGAAGCGACAUGAAAUGUACUUAACACAACUGUAUAUUUCUGGUGGUUUUAUGUGAGAGAAACUUCCAUUAUCAAGAUGUAUACAGACAAUAAUUAGCACGAAUGUAUUCCUACAGUGACACUGCUAAGUCUACCAUAACAAGGCCUUUCCUUAAUUUUAGGUGUCGUCCUAAAUACGAAAAUGUAAAAAGGCCAAAAACUAAAUAUGUUUUGUAAAGGAGAAGCAGAAGGUUAUGGGAAAAGCUUUGUUGGGAUAAUUUCGGUAGAGAUUUGACUUAAUGAUAUGUACGCACAAUCACACAUACCCAUAACAAUGGAGUGUAACUGUUAUUUUAUCUGCUGUUUACUGAUGCCAUCAAAGCUUAGAUUUACACUGUCAGCUCAAUAUUAGUCAGUCAUUAGAGUUAGUAUCUUGCUGCUGUAGCAGAAAGUUAGUUUCUGUAGUCGAGCUGAAGUUAUACAACAUCCUUUAAAGGAAUUGAACGUUUUAGCACACUACGACCUGCAAACCCCUUUACAUUUUAUUUGAAAUGUGCAAUCUGCUGAUUUCAAUGUGAAUAUAAAAACCUAUUCUGCUGUUAACGAAACUCUUUGAAAUGUGGAGAGCUACUGUAAAAGAGGUGCAUGCUUUUAAUGUGAAAGGGUUAGAAAGGCUUGAAAAUAAAUUUCACUCAUACAUGCUGCUCUGUUACAUGCAAUUUAAAUGAUUAUGAUCAUUUUAUAAGAUUGAAUUUAUUUGCAUAUAAAUUCCUAAAAAAGGGGGGGAACACCUGCAUCUCAAACAUCUGGUCUCAGCUGUUCUUGGAAUAUUUACAAGCACAUUUUCACAGAAAUGGGUUGAAAUAGACUUCAUUAAAUCACAUUUAAAUACAUUUUUUAAUUUAUUGUCUUUUUGGUUUUGUUCUUGGUUUUGUCCUGUGGAUCUAUAGCUGGCUUCCCUCCUCUGUUGUGACCUGUUGUAUUUUUAACAGUAUUUCCAAAGUGUUGUUCAGCUCUUGGUGUCUUCUCUGAUGAAAUGCUUACUUAUUUUUCUUUCCUUUUGUAAUAAAAAACACACCUGAGAUGUAUCAUUACCAGCUGCCUCAUGGCAUCAGUGAAACUUGACAUAUUUGUAUUUUCCAUACUUGAUAAAGUGUCUAUUGUCCUGUUGUCCAAAUAAAAUGACAGUGAUGUUUA